AUGAGUAAAGAAGGUGAAUGGGUCAGAUUGAAGGCUGAAACUGAAUCUGUCAAUGAUAUUACGGACAAGUAAGUGCUAUUUUCUGUUCAUGUUGGUUCAUAUGUCUUCAUAUUGCAAACAUACAGUAUACAUGAUGACGAUAUAUGUAUGCAUCUUAUUAUACAGUGGCGCCGUGGCAGGGGAGGGGGGGGGGGUGCUUGCCCCCCUCCCAUUGUCGAGACCUGUCGGAAAAUUGGUAAUAUUGUCGGAAAAAUACUUUCCUUGGCCCCCCAAAAAACACGGGACACACGACGCCCAUGCUAUUUUACCCUCUUCAAUUUAUCAUUAAUGAUGAUAUUUUGAUCAUUAACCUAAUCAUUUAUGAUGAUAUUUUGAUCCUUUCACGUUUUUAUCAACAGAUUGAAAAUGACAUCACUAUUGCCAUAUCUUACUGGAACAAUCUCUCCCUCAACUUCAUUGGCUAGUCCAGAUGCGACUGACAUGUGGACACCUAGCAAUGCCACUUUACUAAACUACUCCUCUUCAAGUUGUGAAGACCAAUCUACUCCUUCGACAACUGACGUCUACAACGAAUCUAUGUCUCAUCUGGCAAGUUUAACGUCUUUCAAAGAAAUUUCAACAUUGUCAUUUCGACUAACUAGCAGUUGGGAUGAAACUACACAAAGUGAGAAAGAAGCGUGCAUUGAAAAGGCUAGCGAAGCAUGCCAA
Molecule: messenger RNA, 708 nt
Organism: Paramuricea clavata
Lineage: Eukaryota; Metazoa; Cnidaria; Anthozoa; Malacalcyonacea; Plexauridae
Source: the annotation of a GenBank genome assembly